Molecule: messenger RNA, 867 nt
Organism: Penicillium griseofulvum
Lineage: Eukaryota; Fungi; Ascomycota; Eurotiomycetes; Eurotiales; Aspergillaceae
Product: alpha/beta hydrolase
Exons: 1
Coding region: 1-867 (288 amino acids)
Source: RefSeq, a predicted model, not a curated record
AUGCGGCUCAAGGACGGGAGGACCCUAGGCUAUGCCGAAUAUGGCUCUGAAACUGGGUUUCCACUAAUGUUCAUGCAUGGCUAUCCCCAAUGUCGCCUUGAGGCCUCUGCCAUAGAACAUAUCUUUCACCAACGCGGAAUUCGUGUGAUUGCCCCUGAGCGACCAGGCUUUGGCCUCUCCACAGUCCAACCUGACCGGCGUAUCAUGGACUGGCCCGCCGAUGUUCAAGCACUGGCUCACCAUCUCGGCCUCUCCCGUUUUGCGAUUAUGGGUGGCUCUGGUGGUGGGCCCUAUGCAUUAGCAUGCGCGCGGGGGCUACCUCAAGACAUGAUGUCUGCAGUCGGUAUAUUCGCCGGGGCGGGCAACUGGAGCGCUGGGGCUCAUCAUAUGCCUUGGAUCUAUCGUGCAUCAAUGCUAGCGGCAGAGUACUGGCCAGCUGGACUACGAGGUUCGUUGAACUUUGUGGUAUGGAUGCUUAGAAAGGGGCUGAAUACGAAAAUGGCAACUCGGAGAGUCAAUGACUACUUACUAAAGGACCAGGAUCAACAUGAGGAAUCAGUUGAGGAACGGCGAGCUAAAUUGCUGCGUGUGUUAUUUGAGCCGUUUGCACAGGGCGCUGGCCCUGCGGCAUAUGAGGCGAAGCUAUUGUCACAAGACUGGGACAUUGAAUUCGGCGACAUUACUUACAACAAUCUUUACAUCUGGCAUGCAGCGAAAGAUUGGAACUCGCCGCUGCCCAUGACGGAGUACUAUGUCAAACUUCUUUCGAACAGCCCAUCCUUCAAAGUGUUUGAAGACGAUACACACUUUACAAUCCAUAGGCAUAUGGAUGAGAUACUCUCGGAGCUGAUUCCUGAGAGCUCAUAG